Molecule: messenger RNA, 2841 nt
Organism: Porites evermanni
Lineage: Eukaryota; Metazoa; Cnidaria; Anthozoa; Scleractinia; Poritidae
Source: the annotation of a GenBank genome assembly
UACCUCGAACUUGCCAGAAUAUUAGGAAACAGGAAAACAGAGGCAAACUUAUGUUGUAUACUUGGCGAGAUCUACCACACUGUUAAUGAAGAUUUCCACAAAGCCAUAGAGUACCAUGAACGACACCUCAAAAUUUCGAAAGAAGAGAGAGACAGAGCAGAAGAGGGAAGAGCAUACAGUAAUCUUGGCAACACCUGCGACAGUCUUGGAGAUUUUCAGAAAGCCUUAGAGCACCAUGAACGACACCUCAAAAUUUCGAAAGAAGUGGGAGACAGGACAGGAGAAGGAAAAGCGCAUAGUAAUCUUGGCAGGGCAUAUUACAAUCUUGGAGAUUUCCGGAAAGCCAUGGAGUACUAUGAACGACACCUCAAAAUUUCGAAAGAAGUGGAAGACAAGGCAGAAGAAGGGCAAGCGUACGGUGAUCUUGGCAACGUCUACCAAAGUCUUGGGGAUUUUCAAAAAGCCAAGGAGUACCACGAACGACACCUCCAAAUUUCGAAAGAAGUGGGAAACAGGGAAGGAGAAGGAGUAGCGUAUGGUCAUCUUGGCAGGGCCUAUUACAGACUUGGAGAUUUUCAGAAAGCCAUUGAGUACCAUGAACGUAACCUCAAAAUUUCGAAAGAAGUGGGAAAGAAGACAGGAGAAGGAAAAUCGUACUGUAAUCUUGGCAACGUCUAUUUCAGUCUUGGAGAUUUUCAGAAAGCCAUAGAGUUCCAUGAACGACACCUCAAAAUUUCGAAAGAAGUGGGAGACAGGGCAGGAGAAGGAAAGGCGAACUGUAAUCUUGGCAACGCCUAUUACUGUCUAGGAGAUUUCCAGAAAGCCGUAGAGUACCAUGAACGACACCUCAAAAUUUCAAAAGAAGUGGGAAACAAGGCAGGAGAAGGAAAAGCGUAUGGUAAUCUUGGCAAUGACUAUUCCAAUCUUCAAGACUUCCCGAAAUCCAUGGAGUACCUUAAACGACAACUCAAAAUUUCAAAAGAAGUGGGAGACAAGGCAGACAAAGCAACAGCGUACUGUAAUCUUGGCAACGCCUAUCACAGUCUUGGAGAUUUCGAGAAGGCCAUAGAGAACUCUGAACGACACCUCAAAAUUUCGAAAGAAGUAGGUGACAGGGCAGGAGAAGGAAGAGCGUAUGGUAAUCUUGGGAACGUCUAUUACAGUCUAGGAGAUUUUCAGAAAGCCAUAGAGCACUGGGAACUAGACCUCAAAAUUUCGAGAGAAGUGGGAGACAGGGCAGGAGAAGGAAGAGCGUACUGUAAUCUUGGCAUCGGCUAUGGCAAUCUUGGAGAUUCCCAGAGAGCCAUAGAGUACCAAGAACGACACCUCAAAGUUUCGAAAGAAGUGGGAAACAGGGCAGGAGAAGGAAUAGCGUACGGUAAUCUUGGCAACGCCUAUCACAGUCUUGGAGAUUUUCAGAAAGCCAUUGACUUUUAUAAGAGCUGUACUGUAGUGUUUGACCAUAUCAGGGGAAAGCUCAUAACCAAUGACGAAUGGAAGAUAAGCCUAAGAAGUACGUAUGAUGCUAGUUAUUCGAAUCUAUGGAAGCUGCAGUUUAAGCAAGGUAAAGUCGUCGAGGCACUUUUAACAGCUGAUCGUGGACGUGCACAAGCUUUAAACGAUCUCCUGGAGUUCAAGUAUGGGUUCAAAGAGUUAUUUCCAGAAAUAGGAACGCUAUCUGUAACGACAUCUGACAUUCUUUUAUACCUACCAUCAAAUACAGCUUUCAUAGGUAUCAACGAGGGAGGAAUAGUUCUCUGGGUGAACGAGAAAGGACAAGAAAUAAAAACUAGAAGAAGCGACAUCAAUAUCCCCGUCACAACCUAUUUUCAGUCUCUAUUGGAGACUGUACAUGAGGAAAUAGGUGUGAGAGCUGAUGUUAACUGUGAAGAUCGCUCAUUAAGGAACCCAAGCGAUAAAAAGCUAACAGAAGAAAAAUCCAGUAAGCCAAAGUCUCAGCAAUGUGUUGAGACAAAGUCAUUACAAACAUUGUAUAAUGUUGUUAUAGACCCUAUAAGAGACUUACUCCAUAGCGAUGAGUUGGUUAUUGUUCCACAAGGACCUCUGUGUUUGGCGCCUUAUGCUGCUUUCAUGGACUUGAAAUCCAAGUACCUCUGCGAAACUUUUAAAAUUCGUCUGCUUCCCUCCCUUUCUAGUCUGCGAUUAAUCCAAAAUUGUCCAGCAGAUUGGCACAGCAAGACAGGCGCUCUUCUCGUCGGCGAUCCGUGGGUACAGGAGGUAGUUUAUGAAGGAAUAACGCCAGAGCAGUUAGAGUGGGCCGAAAAGGAAGUGCAGAUGAUUGGGGAAAUACUUCAAACUGAACCUCUCAUUGGAAAGCAGGCAACAAAAGGUGAAGUCUUAAAACGUAUCUCCUCGGUUGCUUUGGUGCACAUUGCUGCUCACGGUAAAAUGGAAACAGGGGAAAUUGCCUUGGCCCCAAACACAACACGUUCAUCCGUGAAUCCAGCCAGGGAGGACUAUCUCUUGACUAUGAAAGAUGUUUUAAAUGCGCAGAUUAGGGCAAGACUUGUGGUACUUAGUUGCUGUCAUAGUGCCUGGGGAGAGGUCAAAUCUGAGGGUGUGGUAGGCAUCGCACGGGCAUUUUUGGCUGCUGGUGCUCGUUCUGUUUUGGUGUCCUUGUGGGCGAUUGACGACGAGGCGACUAUGGAGUUCAUGAAACUUUUCUACCGCCAACUAGUCGAUAGACGAAGUGCCAGUGAGGCUCUGAAUGACGCCAUGAAAUCCAUGAGGAAAUCUGACCGCUUUAGUGCAGUGAAGUACUGGGCGCCGUUUGUUCUCAUGGGUGACGACGUGACGCUCGAGUUUGAAGGCAUCAAAUAA